UUUGACGAGAAGUGACCUGUUUCCAAACAGCGACACAUAACACAGUACAUUUCAUUUUCUCAUGUAAGGGAUGCUGGCUGUGUUAAUGUUGAGCUCUUCCUGUAGAACAUUAGUUAUAUAAAAUAUCAGCUAUGUCAGGCGCUGGAUAUUUCCUCUACUUCGCUUUUGGAAGUAAUUUAUUGAAAGAGAGAUUGCAGCUGAAAAACCCGUCAGCAGUUUUUCACUGCGUCGCUCGACUCGAGGGUUAUGUGCUACAGUUUGGUCUGUGGGGAGAAAAUGUGGGCAGAAGGUGGAAUGGUGGAGUGGCCACGAUUGAGGAAUAUCCAGAUGAAGAUGUCUGGGGUGUAGUGUGGAAAAUGGCAACAGAGGACAUCACUUCUUUAGAUAAACAGGAGAGCGUGGACAAGGGUGUCUACAGCCCCAUGGAGGUGACAGUGGAGACAGAAACUGGACCGCUUCUCUGUAGAACAUAUAAGAUGAACAACUUCAGACCCUGUGCUCCAUCACCACAGUACAAAGAGGUCAUAUGUUUAGGGGCCCAACAGAACGGAUUACCUGAAGACUAUAUAAAGAAGCUACAGGCUGUGGAGACCAAUAACUACACUGGACCUUCAAUUUUAGAUGAGAUUAAAAAGCGUAAGAACUGAGUGUGUGGGGGGGAAAAAAUUAAUUCAUAAUUCAUAAUUGGUUAUGCUUUACAUUAGGGAUCCCUUAUCAUUAGUUUACAGGAACAAAUCAUGUACAACCCCAAUUCUGAAAAAGUUUGAAAAGAGUCAUUUGAAAAUUCACUUCACCCUGUACUACAUUGAAAACACAUUAUUAACACAUUAUUUGAUGUUUUACUUUGUGAAUUUAAUUAAUUUUUUGUAAACAUACACUCAUUUCAAAUCUGCAAUGCACUCCAAAAAAGUUGGGACAGUCGACUGUUACUUUUUCUUUUUACCUUUUCUUUUAAUAACACUUAUUAAGUGUAUGGGCGCUGAGUGAAGACACCAGUUGGUUAAGUUUAGCAAGCAGAAUUUUUCCCCAUUCAUCUAUUAUGCAUUUGUUCAGCUGCACAACUGUACGGUGCCUUUGUUGCCUUAGUUUGUGCUUCAUAAUGCAUCACACAUUCUCAAUCGGAGACAGGUCAGGACUGCAGGCAGGCCAUGCUAGCACCCGCACUCUGUUUACGCAAGCAUCCGGGCAGAAUGUGGUUUCUGAUAACAGCUUGGAUGGUCCUUUUCCUCUUUGGCCCGGAGAGCAUGACUGCUGUUUUGUCCAAAAAAUUAUUAGAAAUGUUGACGCGUCAGACCACAGAACAUGAUUCCACUGUGCUACUGUCCAUCCCAGAUGAGAGCGAGCCCAGAGAAGUGGGCGGUGCUUCUGGACAGUGUUGAUGUAUGGCUUCUGCUUUGCAUAGUAAAGCCUUAACUUGCAUCUGUGGAUGCAGCGGCGAAUGGUGUUUACUGACAAAGGUUUACCAAAGUAUUCCCGAGCCCAUGUCAGGAUAUCCAUUACAGACUCAUGAUGGUUUUAAAGACAGUGACGUCUGAGGGAUCGGAGAUUAGGCGAAUCUUUUAAUUAUAUUGUGCACUGUAGAAGGUGAAAUGCCCAAAAUCCUACCGAUUUGUCUUUGGGCAACGUUGUUCUCAAAGUGUUGGAUUAUUCACUGACGCAUCUGUUGGCAGAUUGUUGAUUCUCGACUAAUCCUUGCUCUUGAAGGACUAGGCCUUUUUUGGAGGCUCCUUAUAUACUCUGAUUAGACGAUUACCUCACCUGUUUCACGUCACCUUCUUAUUUCAGCUUGUCACAUCGCUAUUAGUACUAAACUGCCCCUGUUCCAACUUUUUUAUACCAUGGUGCAUGCAUCAAUUUCAAAAUAAAAGUUUCUCUUAAAAAAACUAUGCAGUUGAUUAGGUAAAACAUCAAAUAUCUCGACUUUUUGUUUAAAUACAAGUCAAAGUACAUUUACAAAUCACUCCUCUUUGUUUUUAUUAGCAUUUUCCAUACUGUCCCAACUUUUUCAGAAUUGGGGUUGUACUUCAGCAACAAUGAACCAUACAGAACAGAGUAACUUUGAUAAACUAUCUUGUAUUAAUGAAUGUUUUCAAUAAAGUUGUUGACCAGCUUCAGCAAUGGUUAUUCCAUCUUUGAGUGAAAUGAAUAAUGUUCAACAUGAGCAACACCUUAAUAAACAUGAUUGUGGUUGUGAACUGGCAAAUUUCAGAACUUAAACUGAAAUGCAACUUUUCACUAAAAAUGUAGUAGUGUAUUUCAUUUUUGCUGAAAUAAUAAGGAUUUAUAGUGCAAUGUAAUAUACAUUAUAGUGUAGUGUACAUAUUAUUCAAUGUAGAUUUGCUAACAUUGAAACAAACUUUAAUUACCGAUUGUUUUUAAAAAAUUAUUUAUUUUUUUAACAAUCGCUAGGACCCAUUUCUCAAUUCUUAGGUCACUUUUUCCCAAAACUCUUCACACAGUUCUCCUAACCAACUUUCAGCUUGGCACAGCAGUUAAUUUCACACCCAAAAUGCACUAAAACUACGAAAACACUUCAUACACUCGAAUCAACUCAUUUUUCCACAACACUAGCAAAGGUUGUCACCCAACAAACUCACUUUAUCACUCAUUGACCUAAAAAACAUUGACCUAAAAAACACUAACAGGGAGAAUUAAAGAAUGUUUUUUUGUUUGUUUGUUUUUUUUGUGCAAAAUUUCUUUGCAAAACAAGCAUGACACGCUCUACUGUUUAGAAUUCACUGCAGUAGAUAUUACAGGAAUGAAUCAGACAUGAUGCAAUAUGCUUCAAUAUGUUUUAUGUCAUUUUUUGGCAUUGAGUGACUCCCC
Messenger RNA from Ictalurus furcatus (blue catfish), 2826 nucleotides. It is a transcript of the gene ggcta, whose product is annotated as gamma-glutamylcyclotransferase a. Bases 132 to 647 code for a protein of 171 amino acids. The transcript has 4 exons. The record is from RefSeq and is a predicted model, not a curated record. Gene Ontology annotation, molecular function: gamma-glutamylcyclotransferase activity. Lineage: Eukaryota; Metazoa; Chordata; Actinopteri; Siluriformes; Ictaluridae.